Hydatigera taeniaeformis is the source of this 678-nucleotide messenger RNA. NCBI's taxonomy places the organism in Eukaryota, Metazoa, Platyhelminthes, Cestoda, Cyclophyllidea, Taeniidae. The record is from the annotation of a GenBank genome assembly.
GGUGGAGCGUCCGGAAAUUCAACUGAAGAAUCAGAAAAUGAAGAGGGUGAGGAGGAAACAGAGUCUGAAAAUGAUGAGGAAGCUUCUGCUGAUGAAAAAUCAAAGGAAGGAAAGGUAGAAGAGGAUGUCAUUGAAGCUAAACAUGAAAAUAAGGCUGAAUCAGCUCCGAAGGAGAAGGCAGAUACUGGAUCUGAUGGAAGGAAGUCCGGAAAAGAAGCAUCUACCAAGUCUGUAGUGGCGGCUGAUGGUACAUCUGCCAAGCCCAAGGAUGAAUCACCGAUGGAGAAUUCGUCAGAGGAGUCAUCUGAUGAGGAAGAAGAAACCAAAGAAAAAGAGGUGAAGAAGACCAUUGAGAAGGAAGAGGAGUCUAAGGAAUCUGCAAGUUCGUCGUCUGAGAGCGAGUCUGAGACCUCGGAGGAAAGUGAGUCUGAGGAGGAAAAAGUGCCGACCUCCGCAACUGUCACUGGGUCGAAAACAGAGCAGAAGGAGGAAUCGAGCUCUACAGAAAGUGAAUCAGAAUCUGAGUCCGAAUCUGAGUCUGACGAGGAGAAGGAUGGGGGAAACACGAAAGAUGAAAAGAAAUCACCAACGGUAGAUAAGAAGACAGAGUCAAAAAAGGAAACAUCUGAAAGCAGUUCUGAGGAGACAACGAGUAGCAGCGAGGAGGAGUCGGAUUAG